Molecule: messenger RNA, 3424 nt
Organism: Closterium sp. NIES-67
Lineage: Eukaryota; Viridiplantae; Streptophyta; Zygnematophyceae; Desmidiales; Closteriaceae
Source: the annotation of a GenBank genome assembly
UCUUUUCACUCUCCUGCUUCAAUUGCCUGCCAUUUUGCGUGACUGAUAGUUCGUUCAUCAGCCAGAAGCCGUUCUGUCCUCGUCGUUGUGUAAGACAGUGCUCUGCUUGCUCCUCGAGGCGCACAAUCUUUAAGAACCCAGCUGAAGCUUAUUGUACAGAGGAUAUUUCCUACAAGAAGUGCAGUGUAAUAACAUAUAUCGUACUCAGGCUUAUUGUACUCAGGAUAUUUACUGUACUCGUCCUUACACUGGACCAUCUGAGGUCUCGCCUAGUCUGCGUACAGCUUAGCAUAGGUGGAAAUUUCGUUUUAAAUUUGAUUGUAGUAGUCGUUUUAAUCGUUAAGUAGGGACUCAGAAAGGCCUGAAGAAUGGCGGGUACGGCCACGUCAUCCAUCCUGCAGUUCGCCACGUGGCAGAGCUCCGUCGACGUGUCAUUCUGGGAGAAGCUCGCGGCGUUGAAGGUGGACUCGCAGGGACUGAAAGAGGAAGACGUGGCGAUUCACGGUUUCUUCACUCCAUCCUCACACUCUCAGCUCCCCUCCUUCCUCUCCCUCUCCUCCGCCUCUUUCCCCCCUUCCCCUCCCCCUCCUCCUCGCUUCCAACUCAUUCCUCCCGGUAAUACCACGAACACAACUGACGUCACCACCGAUGCUGACGUCACCACCGCUGCUGACGUAUCCAGCACUGCUGACGUCACCACCACCCCUGGCAGCAGCAGCGUUAGUAACAGCUCUGGUGCAAGCAGCAGCGAUAUCACCAACAGCAGCAGCAGCAGCAGCAGCAGCACCAUUGCCAAGGGCAGUGAUAGGAGGAGCGUGGUAACCAGCAGCAGCAGAAAUGUGGUUAGCAGCGACGGCAGAAGCGUGGUGGCAGGAGUGCUAAGGAUCGCAAACACAGUGGAGUCGUUUCGCGGGUUUGACAGGCGAAAGAUGAUGGAGGGAGUGUCGCAGCAGCUCUGGCGUGACAUGCUAUCAGGGGAGGCAGUUCGCCACCCAUCGCUCCUCAACGCCUUCUUCCUCCUCGUCUAUCCCGACAUCAAGCACUGGCGCUUCCACUACGCCUUCGCCUUCCCUGCUCUCGCCCUGCCCUCACCUGCCACGCUCGCCUCCGCUCCCCUCUCUGCUGGCCAGGCCUUUUCGCCUCAGCUGGCAGAGGCAAUGGAGAGGGAGUGUGAGCGAUGGAGGGAAGCAGCACAGGGUAAGGAAGCAAGAGAGGCGGAAUUGGGUGCACCACGGGGCGAGCAUGCCCAACGAGGGGAAGAGAAUGACCACAGAGAGGAGGAGGCUGUCCGGGAAGGGGUGGCCGAGUUGAGAGAGGGAGAGGAGGAGGGACAACAAGCAGAGCAGAAAAGUAGAAGUGAGGGAGAUGAGAAGGGAGAAGCAGGAGCAGAUGAGACAGCAGCAGCAGCAGCAGCAGCAGAUGUGAGACUUGCGUCUGAAGACAUGGAGAGAGGAGCCCCAUUCUUCCUCGUCCAUACAGACUUUAGUAACCAAGCACACCCUUCAGUAAAAGCACACCCAUUAUCAGAAUACCAGCGACUGGCAAGUGCAGCAGCUUCCCCAACCGCCUCUGCAACGCCCACCUCCUCCUCGUCCUCCUCCUCUCCUCCCUCUCUCAUCAUCGCCUUCUUCGACCCCUGCCAUCUGCCUCUCUCUCCCGGCUGGCCUCUCCGCAAUCUGCUCCUCCUGGCGUCCCUACGGUGGCAGGCUACAUCACUUCACGUUCUCUGCCUGCGGCAGCGGCACGGGAGAUUUAGCCUGCACCACUCACUGCUUCUGCACGUCCAGAUACCACUUCCCCCAGCUGGCUGGCUGGAUCCUCUCUCAGCGCCUGCCACGUGUCCAUCCGCCACUGGCUGGGAGCUGAACUCCAAGGGAAGGACGGGUGCGCGGUGCGCUGACCUGGCGCCGCUGAUGGACCCUGCCAGGCUGGCAGACGAGGCAGCAUCACUCAACCUCAAAUUGAUGAGGUGGCGCGUGCUGCCCCAGCUACAGCUGGAGAGGUUGAAUGCAGCCAAGUGCUUGCUGCUGGGUGCUGGCACUCUGGGGUGCCAAGUCGCCCGCUCACUCCUGGCAUGGGGCAUCCGUGACAUUACCCUCGUGGACUACGGGGCGGUUUCGUACUCUAACCCCGUGCGGCAGUGCCUCUUUUCCCUCAAGCAUUGCCUGAAUGGCGGCAUGCCAAAGGCGCAGGCAGCAGCAGAAGCACUCAAGGAAAUUCUUCCCAGUGCUCACACGUCCGGCCAUCGCCUCGCCAUUCCUAUGCCAGGUCAUCCCGUGUCGGCCUCAGAAUCCCCACGCGUGCAGGCUGACGUGGCAGCCCUGCUGGCGCUCAUCCGCCAAUCGGACGCCGUCUUUCUCCUCACCGACACGCGGGAGAGCCGGUGGCUUCCUACUUUGCUCUGUGCAGCUGAAGGAAAGAUCGCCAUCAACGCUGCGCUCGGCUUCGACUCGUUCCUCGUCAUGCGCCAUGGGGCGCCGCCCGUGCCUCUGGACAACACAUUAGCAACGGCAGCACCUGACUCAGCACCAGCAGAGUCUGUGUCAGCACCAGCAGAAUCUGCAUCAGAAUCAGGAGGUCUUGGGUCAUCUUCAUCAGCUAAUGCUGCAUCCCAUGCGUCUGAAGCCGAACCAGCACCAGCAGCAGAAGCAGUGUCAGCAGUCCGGGCAUCGGCAUAUGAACCGUCAAACGCGCCACCAUCUGCCUCAGCACCUAUACCGGCAUCCCGACCUGCAUCUGCACCUGCGUCUCCGUCGCCCAAACGGCUCGGGUGCUACUUCUGCAACGAUGUGGUUGCUCCGCUCAACUCCACCACCCAUCGCACCUUGGAUCAGCAGUGCACCGUCACUCGCCCUGGACUGGCAACCAUAGCCGGGGCUCUGGCAGUAGAGCUGCUGGUGGGGCUGCUGCACCAUCCCCUGGGCAUCGCAGCACCAGCAGAAGACACCACCACUGACAAUUUCCAUUCUGCCUCCUCCCCCUCCUCCUCCCAUGUCUCCUCUCCUCUCGGCCCGCUGCCCCAUCAACUGCGUGGCUUUCUCUCCUCCUUCUCCCAGCUGCCCAUUACCGGCUUCGCCUUCCACCAGUGCACCGCCUGCUCCCCUACAGUGGUUUCAGCUUAUAGGGAGCGUGGUUUUGCGUUUCUUAUGGAUGCUUUUAACGAACCCAAGUACUUAGAGGAGAUUACAGGAUUGGAUAAACUGCACGCGGCUACUGUGGAGAUAGAAGUCGACUGGGAUGAUAGUGAGGAUGACAGUUUCAAGGAUCUUGAAAGCGUAUGAGAUAAAGGGCUUGGAUAAGUUGCACGCAACUAUUGAGAUAGAAGGCCAAUGGGAUUAUAGUGAGGAUGACAGUAUUGAGGGUCAUGGUUAGUCUCACACACCAAUUUCCUGCGAUCGCCAGUAUCAUUAAUAUUCUACUCGGU